Molecule: messenger RNA, 547 nt
Organism: Neomonachus schauinslandi (Hawaiian monk seal)
Lineage: Eukaryota; Metazoa; Chordata; Mammalia; Carnivora; Phocidae
Gene: PCP4L1
Product: Purkinje cell protein 4 like 1
Exons: 2
Source: RefSeq, a predicted model, not a curated record
UUCCAGCUUAAUACCAAAACAUCCCCAGCAACCAACCAGGCACCUGGCCCAGAGGAAAAGGGGAAAGCUGGUGGUGCCAAGAAGGCUGAGGAGGAGGAGGAGAUCGACAUUGAUCUGACAGCGCCAGAAACAGAGAAGGCUGCCCUUGCUAUUCAGGGCAAGUUCCGGAGAUUCCAGAAAAGGAAAAAGGAUCCUAGCUCCUGAAUAACCAGCCUUGUCCUUCACUCUCUCCCUUUUCUCCCCUUCGCUGCAGUUCUGACUCCUAUGUGUCUUUGUGUCUUUGUCCCUCUAGCCUCUUGUUGAGGCAAGUUCAAUCCUUAUAUAUUAUUUUCUCUGGUCCCCCCCCAAGCCAUCACAACAGUGGAGGCACAAGGAACGUGGGGGAAGAUGAAGAAUUCAAUUGGCAGCCACUUGCCUGAGGGUAGACCAGUUUGUCCUUGGGACAAGCCUCCUUGACCAGCAUCUAUGUCUGCCCCAUGAGGUUGAAGAGCAAGAGGCUUUGAGGUUGAGAGAGGGACCCCUGGCAGUCGGCGGAGGGGGAAGCAGU